CUCCACCCAGAUUCCAACUCUCUUGUCAUUUUCCGCCCGCUUUACGUUACCUCACAUAAACAAAAUUUACCGGUAAAAGGAUAAUGUAAUUACACUCAUGAAACGACAUUGUUGUCUCGUGGAUGUUCUUCAUAAUCCUCGCUCUGUCAAAUUCACUUUCAGAAUCUGAAUUUUUAGUUAACAAUUCAACUCUCUGUCAGAAUAUGCAGACAGAAAUAAUUUCAAAUUAUCAAAAAUUAAUUAAAUUUCAGCAUUUUCAGUAGCGCAUCAAUCUGCGUGAUCCAUCUUGUCAACUGAAUUAAAUUAGCAAGCUCCCCAGAAUAAUUUAAACUGAAAAAGAGAAAUCAAAUCUAACCGAAAGAUAAGUUCAAUACUUGGAGAGAUAGCGGACAUGUUGAAAGGAUUGUCGACCCGUUUCUCCAAAUACAUCGGAUUCGGGUCAGGACAAUGGGUCCAGAAAAGGAUCGUCGACCCGUUUCUCCAAAUACUUCGCAGGGGAGCGGAGCCGAAGCAAUUGGCAUUUUCAGGGGCUGUAGGGAUCACUUUGGGCGUGUUCCCCAUAUGUGGGGUUACCGUGUUUCUCUGUGGGAUGGCAAUUGCAGUGCUGGGAUCUCUUUGCCAUGCUCCAACUGUGAUGCUGACAAAUUUUAUUGCUACUCCAGUUGAAUUGAGUCUAGUGGUUCCAUUUUUACGCUUCAGUGAAUUCAUUACCGGUGGACCUCAUUUUCCAUUAACGUCUGAUGCUUUCAAGAAGGUGUUGACUGGCCAAGCUUCACGAGAAGUCUUGCAGAGCAUUGUCCAUGCACUGUUGGGAUGGGUUGUUGCUGCGCCAUUUAUCAUGGGCACACUCUACAUACUAUUAUUGCCGUGUUUCAAGGUCUUGGUUCGUAAAUUCAGCACCUUUCCUUCAAGCCCAAAGAAGCCACCGUACUCCCUUACAGAAGUUAGGCUAAAAGGCAGGGAUGUAUGAGCAAUGAGUAUUUUUCUUUACCAUAAAAUGGAACAACUCGGUUAUUGGUAACACUGCUUGUACAUAAAACUUUGAUUUGUAGUAUAUCAGUGAGUAUAAAUAUGAAUUUUUGUAUCCAAACCUUCUUCUGCA
Olea europaea var. sylvestris is the source of this 1102-nucleotide messenger RNA. RefSeq lists its product as uncharacterized. Gene Ontology annotation, cellular component: intracellular membrane-bounded organelle. The transcript is spliced from 5 exons. Bases 392 to 970 code for a protein of 192 amino acids. Lineage: Eukaryota; Viridiplantae; Streptophyta; Magnoliopsida; Lamiales; Oleaceae. The record is from RefSeq and is a predicted model, not a curated record.